AUGGGAAAGGUUGUUGGACAUUCCUCGACGCCGCACCAAGACCACACACCCAAGCAGGCCAAGACCAAGCGACCUCGUACCCCGAAGAGCCCUGUGCUCCAGAGAACUUAUGAGUCUGCGCCAACUGCUCUCUCGGGAGAUUCCCAUAAAAAGCCUCGGAAUUCCCACACAACCCAGCCGGGACCACGUCGGCCCACAAGCCGGCUUCUUGAACUCAGUGAAGUGGUGCCGGUCUUUACUAUGCCCUCCGAGUUCUAUAAAUACCAGCCAGGACCAAGUCAGAUGGCAGUGCGGUCAUCAGUGCCCAGUGAAGCGGUGCCAGACCAAGGUAAGUCUCCUGACUCCCAGAAUAACCAGCUAGGUCUAGGUCAGUCAGCAAUGCCGUUCUUUGCACCCAGUCAACUCGCACCCAGCCCACUCGCAAUUGGCGAAACUGUACUUGAAGGACUGGCACCCCCUCAAGCUGGGCCCCAUCGAGCUGCUCCGGGCGAAGCUGUACUCGAAGGACUCGCACCCGUUCAGACCGCACCUCACCGAGCCGCACGCCGUCGAAUGAUAUUCCCUCGGCUCGCACCCCGUGCAAUCUUACCCCGUCCUCCCGGUGAAGCCGCACCCGAUGAGGUUGUACAUGGUGAGGUUGGACCUGAUGAGGCUGCAUCUGGCGAAGGUGCACCCGAAGAAGACGCUCCUGAUGAAGCAGGAGCAGAAUAUGGUACGUACUCUAACCUGCCGCGACCAGCUCCUCAGUACGAACCGGCUGACGCGUCUGGAUAUGGCCCAUCCAGCCAGGAAUACACUGAAGAAGAGAUGAUGCUGAUUCUCCAGGCGUACAACGCUGAAGAGCAGCAUUUCUUCGAUCAGUAA
This is a messenger RNA of Penicillium argentinense, 864 nucleotides long. RefSeq lists its product as uncharacterized. NCBI's taxonomy places the organism in Eukaryota, Fungi, Ascomycota, Eurotiomycetes, Eurotiales, Aspergillaceae. The transcript has a single exon. The coding region runs from base 1 to 864 and encodes 287 amino acids. The record is from RefSeq and is a predicted model, not a curated record.